GCCACCCAGCAGCCCAUCCUGGGGGUUAGGAGGACACCUGGGGAUGGUGGCUUGUCACUGUCCCUGCAGCAGCCUGUCAGUGAGGGAGGCACAGGGCGAGGCACUGGCAGAGAUUUUGCAACUGGCUGGCAAGGGCUGAGAGGCACCGCCUCCCGAGCAGGGAGCAGGGGAUGGCCCACUCCUAGGUGCACUUGGGAUGGGUGGAGAGGGCUGAGGAACCUGUGCCUGACAUGAGUCUACUUAGGCCAUGAAGCCAGCAUGGGGUCUGUAGGACCAGGACCCUGCCCGUGACUCCCAGGGCCAUCUGCCUUUCAUCCAGGCCCUGAGGUCCCUUAUCAGUCUUUCGGGGUGCCUCUUAGCAAAGCUAAACAGGCCCAGGAAGUGGCUGGGUGAACCACCCAUGGGUGCCUGGCUGGGCUAGUAGAGUCGCCACAUUCCAGGCGAAGGAGACACCGAGCCAAGGCAGACAGGUUCCUCCUCCACCGGGAGACCAGAGGCCCCGAAGAUGGAGGAACAGGUGUUCAAGGGGGACCCAGACACCCCUCAUUCCAUCUCCUUCUCGGGGAGCGGGUUCCUUUCCUACUACCAAGCUGGGGCCGUGGACGCUCUGCGAGACCUGGCCCCGAGGAUGCUGGACACAGCCCAUCGCUUCGCAGGGACGUCAGCUGGCGCAGUGAUCGCAGCCCUGGUCAUCUGUGGGAUUGAAAUGGAGGAGUACCUCAGAGUGCUGAACACGGGCCUGGCCGAGGUGAAGAAGUACUUCCUGGGACCUCUGUCCCCAUCCUGCAAGAUGGUACAGAUGAUGCGACAGUUUUUGUACAACGUGCUGCCUGAAGACUCCUACAAGUUCGCCACCGGGAAGCUGCACGUGAGCCUCACCAGAGUCACGGACGGGGAGAACGUGGUGGUCUCAGAGUACAGGUCCAAGGAAGAGCUCAUUGAGGCCCUGUACUGCAGCUGCUUUGUCCCUGUUUACUGUGGCUUCAUCCCCCCGACCUAUCGGGGUGAGAGGUACAUUGAUGGUGGCUUCACGAGCAUGCAGCCCUGUGCCUUCUGGACGGACUCCAUCACCAUCUCCACCUUCAGCAGCCAGCAGGACAUCUGUCCGAGAGAUUGCCCUGCCAUCUUCCAUGACUUCCGAAUGUUCAACUUCUCCUUCCAGUUCUCCUUGGAGAACAUCACCCGCAUGACACAUGCAUUGUUCCCCCCAGACCUGGUGAUCCUGCAGGAUUACUACUACCGGGGCUAUGACGAUGCUGUUUCAUACCUUCGGAGGCUGAACGCUGUGUACCUUGACUCUCCCAGCAAGAGAGUGAUUUUCCCCAGGGUGGAGGUGUACUGCCAGAUAGAGGUCGCCCUUGGCCAUGAGCCCCCAGCUCAAAAUCAACCGAGCCUCCCAGCCCAGAGGGGCCACCAUGAAGACUCCUCACAGCCCCAUGUACAGGGGGCUCCCAAAGAGGACAGAAAGGGUGGCCAUUCUCCAGCUCCCCCGCCAGUGCAGACACCUGAAGCCAGGGCCAGGAGGGUUGUGGAGUCACCCCAGUCUACCCCAGCCCCACCCCAGCCCUGCCCAGUAAUGAGGCCAGAGAUGCCCACUGGCCCCAGUGACAUUUGCCCAAUGAAUCUUCGAACACCAAACCUGAAGCAAGGAGUGAAGGACGGCCAUGAACUGGACUUGGCCACCGACCAUGACCAAGGCACAAAAACCUUGCCGCCGGCGCUGCACACCUCACACUCAGCUGCAGACACACACAGCUCAAAGGCUGGAUCCCCGGUGCCUGCUACAGUGCCUGAAUCCCUUGGACAUUCUGGACUGCUGCUCAGACACUCCCAUGCAGCCACAGCAGCCAGGGCAGCCCCUGGACUUCUGCCCUCCAGUCCUUCACCGCCACCUGCCCUGCCACCUGUGGAGGAGCUGGGCCCAGAGCAGCUCACAGGACCUUCUGACUCUUCACAGCUGACCGGCUCAGCAGCACCAGGCACCAGGAAGCCAGCCCCGCAGAAGCCUCUGGUGGACAGUCCUGCUGUGGAUUCAAACAGGACAAAAAAGAUGUUCAAGAAGAAGCAGAAGAUAAAUACCACCAGAGAAUGCCACCAGAGAAACCCUCGGUCCAAGAGGCCAGCUAGCAAAAUGCAGUCUGCUCCUUGCCCACUGGACUUCCCUGUACUCUCCACUUCUAAGACAGUUUGGGUCACCUACAAGCCUCAUCCCAACCGGAUCCAAGAAUACAGCUGCCCUGAGGGAAUAGGUGGACAGAACUCCUAGGCUGAAGCAGGAGAGACCCCAGUGACCUGGAGCCCAGGUCCAGCCUCCCACGCAAGGCAACACUGCAGUGUGUUUCUUUGAAGAGUCUCCUGCCCACUGAAGUCUCCAUUUAUAAUCCCUGGAACCCCUUUCCCAAGCUGUUCCCUGGGAUCCCCCGAGGGAGGGACCUGACCAGCAUUCUGGGCUUCAGGGCGUUUUCAGGUCCCUCCCCCUGGAAUGAUAUGGCUCAGCCAUGCAGACCAGCAGCCACGGACUUUCCCUCCCCCCAGCUCUAGUGAGGGCAGGGUGUCUUUCACGCUGCUAUCACCGUGACCCACAAGGAAGACAUCCUCAGCCUCGUUGGGUGAUGUUUUGGGGGACAUGUAAAAUGCGCUCAAGCUGGCCUGGUACAGCAGCCCCCAAAUGGUUUGUUCAAGUUCAUCGUGAGGGGUAAAGAUGAGAAAAACGGCUCCUUGGAGAGCUGCAUUCCUGAGGUCACCAGCCAAGCUCCUGUUGUGUAUGGCUCUUGUUAAUCCCGCUGGGCAAGAAUAAGACCACUGUCACAAUUUCUGAGCAAGCUUUAUUAAAAACAGGCCAGGACGAUGGGUACCGGCCAGGUCCAUAUCUGGGAUUUCCAGAGAAUGUCCAUGAAUUACCUCAGGCCAAUGCUUAUAAAGGCAAAGCACCCAAGGCUACAUACUUCCCACCUUCGUCCGAUCACGGGCAAGCAUCCAUCCAGACACACCCCCUGCCUCCUAUGAUCAAGUGCGUCCUGUGCAGUUGGGGCAACCAAGCUUGUUUACAGAAGUGGAAACACAUGGUUGUUACCUUACGUGAACAAGCAGCCCCCAGCACUUCAGGAAGUUAUCUGUCCUUGGGCCAGUGUGGUUUACAGGAUAGAGACAUUUGUGUUUUAUACAUCUCUUAAGCACAGUAAUUUAAACUUAAAACGUAACUUUGGCCCUCACACUCCAGGUCUCUAGCAGAACUAAUGCAGAUCCUGUGAGAACACUGGGGAAAGAGAGAGAGAGAGAGAGAGAGAGAGAGAGAGAGAGAGAGAGAGAGAGAGAGAGAGAGAGAGAUCAAAAGGAGGAGGUGACUGCUCCUAGCUAUGGUAGGGGAGAAGGUUUAUAGUAGAUAUACAUGAGGAGGAGAUGGGGGGGGGACAGGAGCCAAGAGGCCAAAAGGACCCCGUGACCCAAAUGUCUGGAUUAUAUAGGAAAGAGCAGCUGGAGGAGGGUAUCCCAGCCCCUGGAUCAGAGAGUUCAGGGGAGGGAGCAGGGUAUGCCAGCCAGGAGGGCCCUGUAACAGGUAGGGACUGAGGGAUGCUGGGAGACCCUGGCAGCCAGCAUCCGCUUUGAUACAUUAGCAGCAUCUCAGCGCUUUGUCCCAGGUCUGAGGUCUACCAAGCCCUAGCUGGGGUUGAAGCAGACCAGAUGACCGCAGGCUCAGCAACUCGGAGCAUAGAUAACAUCAAACCCUGAGCAGACUGGGGCUGCAUGCAUGCCGGCACCCCAUGCCUGCCGGCACCCCAUGCUUGCGGCACCCCAUGCUUGCGGCACCCCAUGCUUGCCGGCACCCCAUGCCUGCCGGCACCCCAUGCUUGCGGCACCCCAUGCAUGCCUGCACCCCAUGCUUGCGGCACCCCAUGCCUGCCUGCACCCCAUACUUGCCGGCACCCCAUGCCUGCCCUUCUCUGAGACUACAAACACUGACUGUGGUUUGCCUAAGUCUGCUGUGAAGAAAGACUCCUGAAGCUUGCUGCAUGGUGGAGUCACUCUGGCUAGGAUUCGGAGGAUGGGUCUCACUACAAACCUCAACGGCUCCCUAGAAAGGAAACCACCCAGCCAGGCCCGCCAAGGAGGCCCAGGCUGCCCACAACAUUUGCUUAACAAAUACUCAAAUGCAAAACCGAGAACCAAGGCUGAUGUUCAGCUGUAGGUUGGACUUGGCCACUGAGGACCCAGGGGUAAACGUAAGCAGAGAAAGGGGGCCCUGUGACAAGGAGGCCUUGGAGGAGCCUAAAUGUAACAGUUGCUUCAGAGAACAAAACAGGCUUUUGAAAAGCAAGCAAAGAUUCAAGGUCCAGAGAGGGACCUGGUGGCUCAAUUCUAAAGGAACAGGAGUUCAAGGUCAUCCUAGGCUACCUAAGGAGUUAGGGACUAGCUUGGGCUACAUAAGACUCUGUCUCAAAUGUGAUAGCCUCGUACCACCCACCCACUGCCAACAUAAAAUCGAGACCCCUGUUGUCUGGCAGGGAUGCUCUGGCUGAUAGUACAAGCCAUGAGGGGCGGGACCUGGAGUUUGGCAUGUGGCCGCAGGUCCCCAAGACCUAACCUUCAUCUAAGUGUGAGGACCUUCAUCUACAGGAGAAUCCUUCUCAACCCAGAAAUAACAAUUCCCUGGCACAGGGGACUCAGCAGCCAUUAACAACUGUCUUCCCUCAGAGCGAGCAGUCAAGCCCAGAGGCUUCCAGCUGUCACCAUUAUCCCUAGGAUCCUGGGCCCCUCACAGACUCUCUUGGCUCGUGUUCAUUUCUCCUGUCUUGAGGUAAUGGAGAGAGAUCUUUGUUCUAGUUCAGGACUGGCAGAUAAAACACAGGACAGCAUGUGAGUGAAACUCUCAGGUAAACACUGAACAGUUAUUUUCAUGGCUGUAUGUGCCCAAAAUUAUAAUCAUUUACCUAAAAUUCAAAUUUGCUGGACAGCCUGUAUUUUCAUUUGCUAACUCUGGUAACUUUAAUUAGUCCCUUUAAUCUCUUCUUCCCCUUAUUUAUUUCUUUGUUUUCUUUAAGCACAGGGUCUUAUU
This is a messenger RNA of Onychomys torridus (southern grasshopper mouse), 5053 nucleotides long. It is a transcript of the gene Pnpla1, whose product is annotated as patatin like phospholipase domain containing 1. The record is from RefSeq and is a predicted model, not a curated record. The transcript has 10 exons. Gene Ontology annotation, cellular component: lipid droplet; membrane; cytoplasm. Gene Ontology annotation, biological process: lipid homeostasis; triglyceride catabolic process. Gene Ontology annotation, molecular function: triacylglycerol lipase activity. Bases 506 to 2266 code for a protein of 586 amino acids. Lineage: Eukaryota; Metazoa; Chordata; Mammalia; Rodentia; Cricetidae.